CAAAAGAAGAAGAAGAAGCAGAAACAGCAGAAAGAGAAGAGUUGUUGCUGCUGGAGUUUACUUGUUGAAUGACAGGAGACUAAAGUUGUUUUGGGGUUUUUUUGUGGUUUCACAGUUUGGCAAAGACUCAGCACGUUUCUGCGCCGAGUCGCAGAGUUUCUGACACCUGACUGUGAACUUCGCUCCGGAAAAUGCGGGACCGAACUAAAGAAUUAGGAAACAACGCCGAAGCUUCAGACGAGGAUGAGGAGGGCAAAGCUUUGAUGAUCAGACCUGGAACAUCUUCAGCCAAAGAUGAUAAGGAAAAUGAUGCUUUCUUCAAAAAGGUGCAAGAAAUCCAGGAGGGCCUGCACAACCUCAAACGAAUGGUUGCUGACCUUGAGACCAAACAGAAGACGGUGCUGGGUGUUCCGCUGCCGGAGGAGAGCACGAAGAAGGAGCUACAAACACUCAGAGAGGAGAUCAAAACAUUGGCGAGCCAGAUCCAGAGAAAGCUGAAGAGUAUUGAAUCCAAGAAGGGAGAGGAGGAUGGAAAAUAUAUACCCAUUAAUGUUCGGAUGCAGCGCACACAGCACGGCGUCUUGUCCAAGGAGUUUGUGGAGCUGAUGGGUUACUGUAACACCAUCCAGGCCGAGUACAGAGAUCGCAAUGUGCAGCGAAUACAGAGGCAGCUGAAAAUCACUGGCGCCAACGUGACGGAUGAGGAGCUGGAUUCGAUGCUCGAAAGCGGGCAGACGGAUGUUUUCACCCAAAAUAUCCUGAUCGACGCUAAAGCUACGAAGCAGGCGCUGAAUGAGAUCGAGUCCCGACACGACGAGAUCCUGAAGCUGGAGAGGAGCAUCAAAGACCUUCACGAUAUGUUCCAGUAUCUCGCCAUGGAGGUGGAGGCUCAGGGCGAGAUGGUAGACAGGAUCGAAAACAACAUCAAGGAAUCGUCUAACUACGUGGAGAAAGCAAAGGAAGACACCAAGCAGGCGGUUAAAAAUCAGCAGAAAGCGCGCAAGAAAAAAGUUUGGAUCGCAAUCUGCUUGGCCAUCCUCAUCCUCAUCCUCGUCAUCGCAUUGGCCACCACCUUCACCUAGUUACGCUAGACAGCCGCUGUAAGUCGGCUACAGGCAGAAGCACAUUACGGAUUCAGAAACUUUCCUUUCAUGUAAAUACAUCAGCCCACAGGAUGUACGGGUGAACAUAGUCAAUGGAAUUCGUCUGUCUUUGCCCGUUUCACAUUGUCUCUCUAACCCUUCUGUCCACCUAACAGGCUUGUUUGUGUCCUAGACGCGAUGUGCUCUCUGUCCCUUAAACUCACACACGACUUCAGUCUUUCCUGCAGCUCCAGUCGAGGCAGUGCUGCAGGUUCAUGUCAGUUUCUCUUCUGCAAAACAAAGAGCAGGAAAAAAUUAUGAACUGUUACGUCCUUCCCCUCCCUCCUGCAUGAAAGAGGAAAUAACCUCGAGCAAGGCAUAAUGCAGUAUUGAAACCCAACACUGGCGCUGAUCAUGCUGUACUCAGGAAAACUGCCGUCGACUCUUGUUGCUUCUGGACGAAUUGGAGACGUAAAGAACAAUUUUAUAGAGUAAGGCUUUCUUUUAUAGGCAUAUAUAGACUAAUAUAAUUGUACAUAACCUAUAUUGCUGGGGAUUAAGAUACUGUAUACUAUAUGCAGAUUAUUUUUAAAACUUGAAACUUGUUUCAAACUGACUACGUGAAACAAAUGUAAAUACAGAUUUUUUUUGGUGUGAAAUAACUGCCCCUGUUUUGCUUUUUUUUUCUCUUUAAUUUUACAAAGGUGUCUCAGCCCUGCAAUAACAGGCCCAAGGUCCUGUUUAUUUGUCCUACCAGUAUGUAUUUAUGAUCUGAACACUGUGUAAACUAUGAGAAAAGUUCUGCAACACCACAAACCUUUCUCCAAAACUGUGCCUUCUCCUUUAUAUCAAACUGAGAAUGUGUUGUUGUGCACUAACAUUGUCAAGAAGGGAUGGACUGAGUUUUUAAAUCUGUUUAUAUGAGUCUAAAUUCACACAGUAACGUUGCAGCUGUGAGAUACCUGUUGUUUUUUUUUUUUCCUUCACCAGUCUGUCACAUUGUCCAAGAUCUUCGUCCGGUUUAGGUUAUUCUGCAGGUAAAUCCUGUCGCGGCGAUGUGUUUGCUAACCAGGAAACACAUUUCUGGACACAAACAGAACCUGUUCAGGCCACAAUGUGACGAAUCUGUCGACAAAAACGACCCAAAACUGUUCGAGGAAGUUCAGCUCUCGCGGAAGUCUCUUUGGGAAAAGACUGAACGAGGAGAGAGCGGCGACUUUGCUACUGUGUAAAAUUAUGGCUGUUGAAUUUUGCAUCACAUUUAUUUUAAUAUAGGUUUGUUUUUAAAAUAAAAUACUGCCAUGUUCUAUCA
Molecule: messenger RNA, 2394 nt
Organism: Stegastes partitus (bicolor damselfish)
Lineage: Eukaryota; Metazoa; Chordata; Actinopteri; Pomacentridae
Gene: stx4
Product: syntaxin 4
Exons: 10
Coding region: 192-1082 (296 amino acids)
Biological process (GO): exocytosis; intracellular protein transport; vesicle fusion
Cellular component (GO): plasma membrane; SNARE complex; endomembrane system
Molecular function (GO): SNARE binding; SNAP receptor activity
Source: RefSeq, a predicted model, not a curated record